Engraulis encrasicolus (European anchovy) is the source of this 2395-nucleotide messenger RNA. Its product is annotated as zinc finger protein 239-like. Lineage: Eukaryota; Metazoa; Chordata; Actinopteri; Clupeiformes; Engraulidae. The record is from RefSeq and is a predicted model, not a curated record. The coding region runs from base 293 to 1363 and encodes 356 amino acids. The transcript has 2 exons.
CGGUCCAGAAAACGGAAGGAAGGAACAAUCAGCUGAGAGCGCGAAACAACAACAACCAGGCGUGUGUGGAGCCUGAGAAUAGAAAUCAACAUUUCAGAACACCUGACACACCACCAGAAGGUUGGCAAGUGCAUUGACUUGACCAAGCUCCAAAUGACUGCGUGCCCAAACAUUACAGCAUGGCUGGACUCCGGACUGUGUCCAAGAGUAUCAAAUUAUAUAUGUAUUUGUAGAGUACUUUUAAGACAACAAUAACGGAUGACCAACGUUGCGGGAGGAAGUAAUUACAGGUAUGCAUGUCAUCAACCAGAACUUUUUGCCGGCUGUGAACUCUGUGAAAGAGGAGCCGGUAGACAUUCACAUUACAAAGCUAGGACCAUUACCUGAAGAACAGGAUACGACUGACAUUACAGCUGCAGCAGUAACUAUUGAUUCAGUUGUACUAAAGCUGGACAUAAAGCAUGAAAUUACAGUGAAGGAAGAGGGGGAUAAGAGGUGCAUAAAAAGUGAGGAACCAAUAGAGACAGCUUUCCUAAACUCAUCCGCAGCGCCAGAUAGCAUUAUUCUAAAAAAUGAGGAAGAUCCGGUUGAUGGGGACAAUGAAAUCCUGGUUUUGCAGGAAUGUAAAUUCAAUAGAAAGGAAAGGCCGGUCUGUCGAACUCUUAAGUCCUCAAAGGACAAAAGGCAGCCCGUCCCACUUCCAGUUCCAGAGCUGAUGAAAGAGCCAGAUGAGUUUGUCAGAGAAGUGCCAAAUGAGAAAAAGAGGAGGGGGAGGAGGAGGAAGUGCCAAACAACUCCUGGGGGCGCUGUCUGUACACUUUGUGGCAAAACCUUUGCGUCCCGUGCUUGCCUCAAGGUCCACAUGCGGAUACACAGCGGACACAGGCCCUUCAAGUGUCAAAUGUGCGGAGCGGACUUUACACGCUCUGACAGACUUGCUGAACACAUGACCAUACACUCUGGAGCAGAGGAUGAUUAUGACACCCAGUCCAGACCCACCAAGAGGAAAAAGAGGCUGAGGAGAGGGGAGCUGGGUCACCUGUGUGACGAGUGUGGCAAGAGCUUUCGAAGUGCUAGCUGCCUUCAAGCCCACCUGGACGGACAUGCCCAGCUAAGGUCCCACAAAUGUGACUUCUGUGAUACUUGCUUCAUCCACAAGAGCGACCUCAGGCGACACCUCCAGGGCCACAUGGGAAGGCCCUAUCCGUGCAAGGAGUGCGGACGAGAGUUUCGGCGUGCCGACACGCUCCGGAAGCACAUGCGCAGGCACACAGGGGAGCGGCCCUUCAGCUGUGUUCCCUGCGGGAAAACGUACCGUCAGCAUGAGUCUCUAAGACUGCACAGGAAACAUCACAAACACUAGGCCUAGUAAUGUACAAUACCGGUGUACUUAUGUAGGCCCAGUGUACCACACAAAGGAAAUGUGAUGAUUAUUGUGCCAUCAACAUCUUUUUUUUUUUUUUGUAUUCUAUUCUAGAUCUAGGACAGAAUAUGGAAUGAAAUGCCUCAGAGCAAAAUAAGUUUUAUGAGCACUACACUGUCAUGGAUAGUCAAACGAAUCCAUAACAUCUUUACAUAAAACCUACAAAGACACGGUACUACCUUAAGGAAUUGGAAUCAUUAAUGAGUAUAUAUGGUGGUAUCCUACGACCUAAUGGUAGCCUUCGAUAUGGUGGUAGCCCAAUUAAUUGGGAUGAUGGGGAUAUGUCUGUUAGUAUUGUGACAAGUUGCCUCGGAUCAGUUUUCAUAUCAUGGGCCUACGUAUACUACAAAGCUGGAGUAAGCCAUGUUAAGUUAAUGGGUGAAUCAUCUAAGAGCCUGGAGUCCUUUUUCUCUAAAGAAAAUGAGGACUACAUGGUCUUCUAUUAGAUGAUUUACCUCUUGACUUAACCUGGUUUACUCCUAAACCAGCUUUGCAGUGUAUGCCCCAGUUCUUUAAGGAGGUCAUGUUGUCUUGUGCUUAUCAGGAAAUACUCUUUAAUUGGUUGUUUGAACUACACAGCGAUGACAAACACAGCAGUAGGUGAUCACCAUCCUAGCGUGGGACCAUAGAAUUUAAGUUGUGGAACUAUCAACCCAAACAAUUGAUCUUAGUUUUGGUAGGGACGAAUACAAGUGGAGUGGAGUCUUGCCAUUUCUAUUAAAAUAAGAUGAGAUUAUUCAAUUAUUUUGGACAGAAAUAUAUGUUUAUGAGGGGUUGAAUUUACUGCACAGAUAUCAGAUUUCAGUUCUUAGAACAAGUGCAACAAACUUAAGUAAUUCACAACUAUGUAAGACUGUCUAGUUUAUUUUUCAAUUUGUAAGAGAGACUAGAGUCACUGUUUUUGUUUGUUUGUUAUAACCCCUGUUAUUUUGUCUGUGUUCUCUGUAAAUAAAGAACAUUAUGUUUCAAUUA